GUGAAUAAUAACUUGGGUACAAAUCUCUGCUAGUUGGCCACAAAACACAGAAGAAGACAAUGCAUGCUUGUCAGCCUGCCUUGGAAAACGCUCUUUUAAACCAAUCUAAAAGUUGAAGACCUUGCAGAAGAUGAAACAGACAACAUUGGAAGGCAAAAAUGGAGAUCACAAAGAAGAAAAUGAAGCUUUGGCCAAAUGGGAUUGUGGAAGCCCCUUAUAUGACUCCUAUGAAUUGGUUUCACUUAACCAUCUUAUCGAACGGCAUCUAAUGGCAAUUCCGUCCCUUGGUGGAUCAAGGCGGUUCAUCUCCCAAUUCUCUCAUCCAUCAUGCGGUGUGAUCAUCAACCCCUCAACAACUGUGGAUUUGGGAUCCACAAAGGUGGCAAAAUGGUCUUCCAUGGUGGCUUGUUUGAGUGAAUUUGUGGGGAGGAAAGUGUGGAAGAAAAGGUUGUUUGGUGAACGGAAGGACAAGGUCAAGAAGUUGAAACUUAUUAGGCCUCUUGGCUCUUGUAGUAGCAUUGGUUUUGGGAGGAAAUAGGAAUUAAUACAGGUAAUUCCGAUUACCAUGUAGAAAUUGUUAUUUAUGUAUGAGAUUGUACACAUUUUAUUUCCUUUAUAUAUAUGAUCUUUAGCCUGUAUCGAUUUCCAUUUAUAAACCAAAUACUGUCUUAAAUGCUCCUUUU
Ziziphus jujuba (common jujube) is the source of this 683-nucleotide messenger RNA. RefSeq lists its product as uncharacterized. NCBI's taxonomy places the organism in Eukaryota, Viridiplantae, Streptophyta, Magnoliopsida, Rosales, Rhamnaceae. The record is from RefSeq and is a predicted model, not a curated record. The coding region runs from base 131 to 538 and encodes 135 amino acids. The transcript has a single exon.